AUGGGCUGCGGCGGGAGCCGCGCCGAUGCCAUCGAGCCGCGCUAUUACGAGAGCUGGACCAGGGAGACCGAGUCCACCUGGCUGACCAACACGGACGCCGAGCCUCCGCAGCAGCCGCUGCCCGCCGCCGGCCCCGAGAGCGGCGCCGCCGCCGCCGAGGCCGGCCUGAAGAGCCCCGGGAUUUUGGAGGACAGCAAAUCAACCCAGACCUGCAUGGCAAAGUCUUCAAUUUCAAGUGGCAUGGCUAGUCCCGAAAAAAGAGCUCAUUGUGCUACACAGUGUACAAAACUAUCAACUCACACCACUGAAAAUGCAGCCCAGAAGCCACAAAAUAGCUUUAGAACCUCAGAGGCUAAAUGGGACAAGAAAAGAGCCACAAAAGAAGUUAGUAGUAACACUGCCAAAACAGACAAAUACAAACAAAUAAAUAGCAACAGAAGAGUCGCAAAGAAUGGUAUCAAUUAAGGAAGUACUGAAAAAAGGUGAAUGAAUUCUGCAAUAUCUUGCUGCACUUUACCUGACUGCGUAAUGCAGGGAUCUGGAAUUUCAACAUUGACAUUAUGUUGAAGGUGGCGGACAACUGAUGCUGAGUGCCUUCGGAAAAAUGGUGGACUUUAUUAGCUCUGCAGUUCUGCCAACAUUGGAAGCUUGAAUACUUUUUCUUGUCUUGUACCUGAUGAGUUUGGCCAUCAAUUAGGAAGUAACUGGUUUGAUUUUUACUUUGCCACUAUACAAUCAGCUAUAGAUUGAUUGACCGAUUGAUUGAUUAUGUGCCAUCAAGAUAGUGUGGACCACAAAGACAGAUUUUUCCUCAGGAUGAUCUGUUCCCAGCCUGACUCUUCUGAUGGUGCACAGUCAUCAUCUAGAUUAAUUCAAUUUUUGUAUGAAAUGUAUAUCAUUUGAAAUCAAAAUGUGAGCACAGCAAUCGCUGUGUGCAAAAUAGCACCCUGGGUGAUCCUGUCAUUAAUGUGCUGAGAUUCCACAAGAGAGUUCUACUAUUAUAGAGAGCUUGCUGCUACUUAAAAUAGAUGGCCAAAAUUUGCGUCACUGUAAAUAACUGUGUGGUAGGUGUAAAACACUUAAGAAUGAAUGUUAAGAAUGUUUGGCCAUAUUGGAAGUUUGCACUGGAUUGUUGUGCUAUAAUAGUUAAGGGUACUUGCUCAUUUUUGGGGAAAUUCCCUCUUUCAAUGUGCCAUAAUGUGGUGUGUAUGCCACGCAGGACAAGCCUAAUUCAACUGUCAGUCUCAUUGGCAGCUGCCUAAAACCAAAAGUGAUUAUUUCUCAAGAAUAAUUCUCACAAAGUUCCCUAGCAGGAAAUGAAAAGGAAGAACUGCAACGAAUCGUGAAUUAUAUUCAAAGUUGAAACAACCUGUAUCCACCAACAUCGGGGUAGACACUUUCUGAUUUUCUAACCAUUUUUCUAUGGUUCAGAAAGGAGGUGGUCUCUCCAUUGAUAAUGAGGAAAAUUUCAUCUGUCCGUGUGAUCAAAGCUCAGCUUUGAUACUAUUUUGAUAACAUAAAGUGUGACUGAAAGCCUCAGUUUCACAUUGGCCUCUUUGCAUUUAUUCCUGCUAAAAAUCAUGCUGCUAUAAAA
Molecule: messenger RNA, 1594 nt
Organism: Pseudonaja textilis
Lineage: Eukaryota; Metazoa; Chordata; Lepidosauria; Squamata; Elapidae
Gene: BAALC
Product: BAALC binder of MAP3K1 and KLF4
Cellular component (GO): cytoplasm
Source: RefSeq, a predicted model, not a curated record